AUGGCGGAUUGGUCGUUACUUCCAUACGAUCUACUUGUUACAAUAGCAAAUCGUGUUACAGUUAUGGAGGAUUUCGUUGUAUUUGGUGCUGUUUGUAAAUCAUGGCGAAUUGCUGCUACCAAAGAGAAUUUUGAUGGACCAUUCCCACAACUUCCAUUGCUUAUGUUGGCUGUUGAAAGAGACGACGGCAAUGAUUAUCGUGAAUUUUACUCUCUUUCGAAGAAGAAAAUAACACGAGUAGUUCUCCCAGAAGCUAGAUCUAGAAAUCGAGAAUGUUUUUCAACAAUGGGAUGGAUUGCCACCGUCGAAUAUGCAGGUAUCGGAGAGAUGAAAUUAUUGCACCCUUUUUCACAUGCUCAAAUUCAUCUUCCUCCCCAUAUUGGUUUGAGAGAUUGGGAACCAACUCAUGAAAAUAGCUAUGUGUCUAUCAAUAAAAUUAUAUUAUCUGCUAAUCCUUCGUUUUCGUCCGAUUUUGUUGUGAUUAUUUCGUAUAGUAGACAUAAAAAUUAUUUGGCUUGUUGGCGACCUGGAGAUCUCUUUUGGACUCCAAUUGAUGAUGUUGAUGAAUUUGGUGAAUUAUGGGAUAUACACUACUUUAAUGGACAGUUUUAUAUGAUUACUUCUAGCGGAGUUUGGGUUAUUGAUGAGGAUUAUGAACCUCAAUUGGUUAUUCAGAAAAACAAUUAUGGUCCGCGAAAGCAGCUCUAUCUUGUCGAAGUAUCCGGUGCACUGUUACUUGUUUCACAAUUUUGUAAGUAUGAUGGUUUUUUUGGAUCCUAUACGACCUAUGACUUUCGAGUAUGGAAACUCGAUUUAAUUAGACGUAAAGCAAAAGAGAUUAAGGUCUUGGGAGAUAGUGCAAUUUUUUUAGGGAGGAAUGGAUCAUUUUCAAUUGACACGUCUAAGUCGAUAAGAGUGAAGCCUAAUCACAUCUAUUUUACUGAUAAUUGGAAAUACGGAGAUGGCAAAGAUAUGGGAGCUUACAACCUUGAAGAUGGAAAAAUUCAAUCUUUUUAUGCGGGCGUUUCUGUUCAUCCUAUUUACCCAGCAACUUGGCUCUGUUUUGUGGUUGAUCCUGUGGAUUAUUACACAAAAAAGGGGGAGUGGGACGAGUACAAGAACUACUGUGAAUCUGCAGCUAUUGUCGUGGUAGAAGAUGAUUCUGUGUUGGUAUUGUCCUUGUUGAUCCUUGGCUAA
Molecule: messenger RNA, 1197 nt
Organism: Solanum verrucosum
Lineage: Eukaryota; Viridiplantae; Streptophyta; Magnoliopsida; Solanales; Solanaceae
Product: F-box protein At2g26160-like
Exons: 2
Coding region: 1-1197 (398 amino acids)
Molecular function (GO): protein binding
Source: RefSeq, a predicted model, not a curated record